CAGUUCAAGUUCGCGUCUCGAACGGUUCAGUUUGUCUUGCUUUUCCGUUCCGCAGCCGGUAUCGAUUGCCUAAAGGAUAACCCCAACCGACUGGCGGGAUAAUGCUUUAGCCUCGCUUCAGCUAGUGUGUUUGUGAAGUUGUUUACUGAAAGUAUUUCUGUGCUACGAAACGAAAAGUUCCCAAAAAACCUGAAAACAAAUUAAUUUUCGGUCCAAUUUAAUCGCCUGUUUAAAGAUUUAUAAGCAUGUGGCCACCCAGAUCCUGUCUGUGGUUGGCUCUCGUCCUCCUGGUGGGCGUGGCCCAGGGCCAGAGCAGCAGUCGGGAGCACUUCGAGGAUGCGGACAAGUCCAGCGAGUACACGGACCAGCAGUACGACCUCCGGCACACGAUUCCCGGCGAACCAGGCCUGGAUUACCCCAUUCUAAGUGCGCCGCCCAAGACCAGCUUUGUGUGCAAGGGAAGACAUGAAGGUUACUACGCAGAUGUGGAGAGUCGCUGCCAGGCCUUCCGUAUUUGUGCCCACACGGCCCGAUCCCCCCAAGGAUUUGGCUUCCUCUGCCCCAAUGGAACCCUCUUCAGCCAGAAGAACUUUGUGUGCGAUUGGUACCGGAAUGUGAACUGCGAUGACUCAGAGAGAUAUUACGAAAUGAACGAGGAGAAAUCGGUGGGCAGCACCCACGAGAUGAUGGAGCGAGUGCGUCACAUGAUGGAAUACCCCAUGAAGACCAUUUCGAAGGCCUUGCAGCAAACCCAGUCUCAGUCGCCGAAUCCGCACUACAGUCUCAGCAAGGAUCUGAGUGGAGCUAGUGGGGUUUUGAGUCAACCAGCGGCUAUUAAGCCCAAUGAACCCCAGGAUACAAAAGUGGUUGGACGUGGAGAAGCCGUUAAGAGUGAGCCACUGAAUGCCGUGAAAACAGGCAUUGCCACCGACGAAAAUGAUGAUGAGGGUAUCUAUGUGAACAGCUUGGGGGAACUAUCUUCGGAUCCUGGCAUCCAGUUCGAUCACACGAAUGCCCACAUCGUGGCGGAGUAUCCCCGGGAAUAUCACUAUCAAAAGCAGAAGAACUUUGCCGAGCGUGUGAAUGCGGGCUUGGACCUCUUAACCGACACGGAAUCCACCUCGGGAGAGGUGAUGGCUCCCGACUACAUCAAGCACAUUAGGAAUACGAAGGACGAGGCCGUGCAAAUUGAUCUUGUGUCGAAUAUCAACAAUCUGCUGGAUGAGGUGUCCACCGAUGUGGAUCCCUCCGUUUCCGGCUAUCAAUCCAUGGCCCCGCCGAAAGUGAAGCAGCCUUUCCGGUUCCUGAGCCGCGGAUUCUCGAUGCAGGGCGAGAACGGCAAGGGCAGCUCAUCCACGGGCUAUGGCUACAUUAAACCCAAACAAACAGCCAGCACUGUCAGAUUUACGCCCAAUGAGAUACCCACCGAAGAUCACAAAUCCAUUGAACACAAGCACAAGUUUUCCAAAACCGCAAGUACCAGCAGCAGCACCACUUCGACAACCACCGAAUCAGUGGAACAACUGCUGAUAGCACCCACUUUGCCACCCGCUGAGGAUGAGGAAGUGACCACCACAACAGUGGCACCUAAAAUUACCACCACCUUAGCCGCAGAACCACUUAGUUUUCUGGCACCACCACCACCUGAAGUGGUGGCUACCGGGGAAGUACCGCCCAUCGAGUCCAUUGGCCAGGCAGCUGCUCUUACCGCCAGUCUGCCCAUUAGUGAGGAUUUAACCGAGGUGGAGCUGAGUCCCGAGACCGCUGAGAAGAAUGAUGUGCACCAUGAGGCAGCCAAGUUGCUGCUGGCGGGCGUGCAACUCACAUCCCACGAUGAAGAGAAGUCCUUGGAAAGGAACGAAAUAGUGGUUACUAGUACCACAACCAGUAGCCCCAUUACGCCAGCCAUGCAGACCUCCACCGAGGUGGUAACGGAGAUCAGUAGCACUCAGGAACGCGUUCGUGGCUAUCGGAAGAAUCGCCCUGGAGCCAUGUUAAAGCGGGCCCACAUUCGUCCUUUACCCAUAGUUCGCACCACAGCGGCAUCGACCACUCCAAGGAGCAUUCCAACCACCAGGAGUUACCUGGAACGCCUGGCAGCUAGUAGACUGCGUCUGUCCAGAUUAUCCCAGGCCACCAGAAGCACCACAAAGGCAACAACUACAACGGCGAGCACAACAACAACAUCGCCUAGGGCAACCACCACAAUUUCCUCGUUCCAACAAGUACGUGGCGGUGCCGAACCGGGUCCAAAUAAGAAGCUAACAGUGCGCGACAUUGAUCGCGAGACCAAGAUUGCUCCAAACAAGGCCAGCUGGGAGAGCGUUCACAGCAACCUUCAACGCUUCCAGGUGCAACGCGGCAAUCGAGUGUACACACCGGCAACACGAGCCUCGGUCAGCAGUAUUAGUUCGGGAAUCACCAGCAGCAGCACCACCACUCCCAGAAGUUAUGUUGCGGCCACCUCUUCCCGAUCCACAGCCACCCUGAAUCGCGGCAAGAAUCGCUACUCCAACUUCAAGACUCAGGCGCCCGUGCAACGAACUCGGGGAACCACCACGCCAAGGAGCACUACAGUGCGACCCACAUCCUCGCUCUUCUCGCUAAACCAGCACAUCUCCGCCUUGGCCUCCAACUAUAAUGGUGGCUAUGCCUACACCCAGGCACCGCAGAUCAGCAAGCCCAUCCAACAGUCACCAUCACACGUUUAUGCCACACACACCGCCAGCGAUAUCGCUGCGCACGCCUCUCAAUCCCAAUCCACAUCCAGCCUUUCCCCCGCCUCCGCUUUCCUUUCCUUCGAUAAGUUAACCCGUGCCAUUGUUGACGAGUCCAUUUUGCAGAAUUUCAAAAGUGCCCAGUCGCAGGGUUCCCAUCAACAGCAGCAGCAACAGCAACAUCAACAGCAACAACAGCAACGCCAACAGCAUCAUCAGGCAGUCAAGCAGCAACAUCAUUCGGUCAGCAGCAGCUACGUUAAGCCAGCAGCGGCGCCAGCUAUUUCCAGUCUGACUGUACCGCCACGACCUCAACAGGCACCACAAUUAUCAGAACUAGCUUCGCCGCCCGGGAUCGUAAUUGCUCGUGCAGAAGGUCAGCGAAUUGCUCCCAACUCCGCCAGCAACAUCAUCUCCAACUUGGCCACCCAGGCACCAGUCACUAAUAACCAAGGCAACUCCUAUGUUUCUCUCAACGAUUUCCUAAACAACAAGUUCGGUCAAAGUCCUGCGAGUACCAACAAUAUUGCUUCUGCUGCCACUUUGCAACAGCAACAGCGUUUGCCACAACAGCAGCAACACUAUCAGCAGCAACGUGUGCAAAAGCAGCCGGCACAGCAGCAACAUGUUCAACAGCAGCAACGCCAGCCUGUCCAGCAGCAACAAGUCCCACAACAGCAACGCCAGCCCGUGCAACAGCAACAUACCCCUGUGCAACAGCAACAUACCCCUGUGCAACAGCAACAUACCCCUGUGCAACAUCAGCAGCAACUAAGCUUCAUCUCACAGCAGUACCAACAACCACAGCAGCAGAAUGUCUACCAGCAAUAUCAGCAGCCCCAGCAGCAACAGCACUUCCAGCAGCAACAGCAACGUCCCACAAUCCAUACCAUCCAGCAACCCUAUCUGACGCCCAACAUUUUCGUGCCCUACCAGCAGCAGCAGCAGCAAUUGCCGCAGUUUCCGCCUCUGGCUCCGCCCGUGGCCGUGUCCCCAGGGAAUAUUGCUCAGGGACCAGUGAUAGCCGGACGCCAUGUGGACCACUUGAACGUGCAGCUCCCCACGCUGGGCAAUGGCCUGAUACCCGGACUGCAGUUGGCCCAGAAGCGCAGCGAUGUGUCGGCCAGUCAGCUGCAACUCACGGAUGCCCCGGGCAAGGGCAGCCUAUCCGGAUCUGGUAAGAGCCGGGAGCGUGCCUUCUAUGCCGGACGCACGUCCUACGAUGUUCCACAGAGCAGUGUGGGCCGACUACCCAACGAUGUCACGCAGCAACUGCGCCGGCGGCUCCGUCGCUUCUAAACGAGAUUUCCAGAUUAACGAGCUAGGACUAGAAACGUAUCUUUUAGCUAAAUUAGUAAACUAUUUAUGCCUAAGCUAAGUUGAGAACUGUGCUAUUGAGAUCACUUCAGUUCAAAAACCAUACUCUAUUCGUAUGUAUGUGUGUGUAUAUUUUUGCAUAUUUAUUGAUAAAUAAAACGAAAAAUUUA
Messenger RNA from Drosophila rhopaloa, 4204 nucleotides. Its product is annotated as protein split ends. The record is from RefSeq and is a predicted model, not a curated record. The coding region runs from base 246 to 4016 and encodes 1256 amino acids. Gene Ontology annotation, molecular function: chitin binding. The transcript has 5 exons. Gene Ontology annotation, cellular component: extracellular region. Lineage: Eukaryota; Metazoa; Arthropoda; Insecta; Diptera; Drosophilidae.